AUGUCUACAUUGGGGAAAUUCGACUUUAUGGUUAUCUAUGGCGAGGUAGAGGGUGGCCGCGUUCUCCCUUGGCUAGACGAGUGGGCGAACUUGAAGGACAAUGUUCGGAACAUCCUGGCGAAGGCGGGGCGGCCAGGCCAACCCGGUCGAGCGGAGACAGCCAUAACAGUACUUGGGAGGAGGGUUGGAACUUGCGAGGUGCCGGCGAAGGAAGACGUAAAGGCCAUCUACAGUAUGUUAAUUCCUUCUGCUGCCCUCUGCAUGCUGAUCUUGCGCUCUAGUGGACUUGUUUCCAACAGCGACCCUAGAAGUGCAAACGGUUCAAAGCUACCGCAUACAUCUUCCCCCGAUGUAUCCUUCCAUGUCUUUGAACGCGAUCAGCGCUUAAACAUGUUUGUAUACUGGCAUUGCAACUGCUCGGAUCUCUAUCCAAGUGUUCCUAAAGGCACCCACGAUUUGCUCCGGACUGGACUUACUACCAAUGGUGAUAUAGCCCUCCCGUCAGCCCAAUCGGUACAGUACCAGUCAGUCCCUUCGGCGCAGUACCAGCCAGCCCAGUCGGCGCAGUACCGGCCAGCCCAGUCAGCGCAGUACCAGCCAGUCCCUUCGGCGCAGUACCCGCUCGCGCAGCCUCCAGGUCCAGUAUACUGGCAGAACCAAUCCGGCCGACCCGCCAACGUAAGCGGGGGAGCAGUAGUGACCCAGGCAACAAAGAUACUUCUACUGAAUCUUCCGCCCGACAUGAGCGCGUCGGAUAGGAGAUAUAUCCUCGGGGAGAUAAAACCACUUGUCCCCACCAAGUUCGAUCGAUUGCAGCUCGAAGCGGACUAUGACGGCAAGAUGUAUAUGCUGUUCGACAGCCAACGAGAAGCCGAGUGCGCUGCUGAGGCAAUCAACGGAAAACCUAUCAGGGGAUAUAAAAUUAAAGCUCACUUAGACAAAGACGAUGUUGGAGAGAUUCCACCCCCUCUCAUUGCGCGUGACAGCUUUCCCUUGGACAAAGACGAGGUUGGAGAGAUUCCACCCCCUGUUGCGCGUGGCAGCUGGUGA
Molecule: messenger RNA, 1050 nt
Organism: Trematosphaeria pertusa
Lineage: Eukaryota; Fungi; Ascomycota; Dothideomycetes; Pleosporales; Trematosphaeriaceae
Exons: 1
Coding region: 1-1050 (349 amino acids)
Molecular function (GO): RNA binding
Source: RefSeq, a predicted model, not a curated record